UCUUCUCUGUUUUUUCAUAUUUUCAGAGUGCUUAGUUUGAUCAUUUAAUAUCGUCAUGCCAACCAUAGAAGAAAUGAACGAUGAUGCCCCAGGGAACACUCCGCCCAGUUCCUCCUCGAGCAGUACCACAUCAGGAAGCAACAGUGCCACCGAUGGGGCUACAGGUGGGCAGUUUGGAAUUGGGAAGGUGGUGGCUCACCUAACCGAGUUCAAAGUAGAUGCGGCCCUGUGGGCGUCUCGUCUUGCUACAGUUGUGUGCAGUAUCCUAUAUGUAUUCCCUAUUCUUGGACAAGCAGCCGGUCACAGCUCCUACCAACGAGCCCUGAUCCUCAACGGUUUGACCAGUGCCCUAAGACUUCAUCAGCGCAUGCCGCGUGUUCAGUUCAACAGGAUGUACCUUGGACAGCUUCUGCUGGAGGACAGCUGUCACAAUCUCCUCUACUCGCUCAUCUUCAUCAACAGCUACCCACUCACAUUUGUGCUGACACCAGUUUUCUUGUUUGCAGUCUUACAUUCAUCUAGCUUCACCAAGAAACUUGCCAAUAUCGCCGGACCAAACAGCAUGAUGUUGUUGCGUCGACUUGUUGAUAAAGUCAUCUCAUACCAAGUAGACAUCCUACGUUUCAUAGCUCUUGAUGAGAUACUCAUUAUGCCAGUUCUUAUCUUUAUGAUGGCCACUGGUCGCAUGAAUCUGAUAGCCCCCUUCAUGUACUUUAGAUUCCUGACAUUCCGCUAUGCCUCAAGAAGGAAUCCAUACUGCAAACAAAUAUUCCACGAGAUGAGGUUACGCACAGAGCAGUACUGCAGUCAGCCCAACACGCCAGCAUUCCUCGCUAAUUUCCUCACAAAGUGUAUCGGCAUGCUGAGCCGUUUCGCUCCCCAGGACCCCUACCAGCAGCAGCAGCAGCAACAGCAGCAAUAGCCCGCCAAACCUCCUCUAAGAACCGUGAAUAACUCAUUCUUACUUUAAUACAGGUAUUGUAUUUGACUUAUGAGACUCUGAAAAGACCAGUCAUUUAACAGCAAUUUGUAACUCAUCCUUUGAUACUUUUCCUGAUUUAAAGUUAUCAAUGACACAUCUUAAAGCCCUACUGCACUACUUAUAGCUGCUUGCGCCCUCUAUAUAACAAACAAUGCGUCAUUGGUGACCAUUUGAUGAGAUAACCACCUGUCCAGUGACCUUGCAGGGUGGUCUAAUCCCUCCUCUUAACUAGUACAGAUGGGCUUUAACAAACUAGAAUUUGAAGAAGAAUUUUGUAAGUCAUCAUUACUUUUAUCAUCCAAAGUUUGAGAUGGUAAAGUAAUCACACCAUAUUGUACCCAAGAUACAAGGAAAAAAUGUCCGCAUUGCUGCCCAUUAUUAGGUUUGGUAUAAUUUGUUCAGCAUAUGACUGUAAAAAACAAUUACAGACAUUAAACAUUAGAAAGAGUUCUAUUGGUACUAUUAGGUAGAGUCAAAGACUUUGGUUUUCAGCAAAAAAGAAUUGCAUAUUGGUUUAGUGGGAGUGGAACUAUUUCUAGGGUUGAAGGAGAGGCAAACUGUAUUGCUGUUUCAUAGAACCAGAUAGAGAUUUAAUCCCUCGUUGCUAAAAAGUCACCAAGACCGAAUAAAAUGAUACAAAAAUAUUGUGACAAGGAAAAUAUUGAUGACACUUAUGGUAUGCUUUCAUUUAGGAAAAUUUAGCUUGAAAGGUUUGAAGUGCAGUUUUCAUGUGAAAGAGGAGCAAAAUUAUAUACAGCUCUUGAAACAUCGUAUUACGUGCUUUACAAAUAUAGCAGUUGUUAUAUAAUUGUUUCUACAUGUCUCGAAGUGUGUGUUUGAAAGUUAUGUAGUCAUUCAAUUCAAUGUGACUUUUAACAAUUGAAUGGCUAACACCAAAAUUAACCCAAAACUGUUUAUAGGGUACAGUGUAGACCUCCUCCAUGUUCAUACAAAAACAAACAAACAAAUAUGGCUUGAAAUAUUUCUACCAAAAAGGUAAUUGUGUUUUAUUAAGAUUUUUUUUUGUGUGAAAGCUCUAUCUUAGGUUGAAUAAAAUAUGCUGUCCCAUGAAAAUUGAUUUCCUUUUUUAAGAAUAAGCUUUACCAAUUAUUGAGAGGUUUGUUUAUAACUUUUAAUUAAUUUUUGUCUCCCAUCAUUUUUUUUCCAGCAAAUUUUACAAGUUCAAAAUGAUGAUAUGGUAUGUGAGUAAGAACUAAAUAUUUUCUAGUUUCACAUUCAAUUAUAUUUCCUCUCAAGAAUUUUGUCCAUGGGUACUUUCUUCUAACAGACUGUACCAAAGAGUUGGAUCUAUUAGCUGAAUCACUAUGUUUUUACUACACCCAUAUGAUGCUGCUGAAAACACUCUGAAAAUAUUUGAACUGCUUUUGUGGCAUAGAGUUACAGAUACUUCUUAUUUAGGAUAAGGCAUUCCCAAAUACAAUGGCCCAUUGCCCUUUCAACUCAACUGCCCUGUUAUUUUGUUUUCGGUCAUGAAUAAGAAGUACAGGACGAUCAGAAUCUUUGUGAAAUGUGCUAUCAUUUUUAUAAAGGUAUCGUUGAUUUCAUGGAUGUAGCAUUAGAAUUUAUGUUUGAUGUUUGUAUAAAAAGUCCUGAUGAUUGUGUUAACGUAGUUUAUGAGA
Molecule: messenger RNA, 2622 nt
Organism: Strongylocentrotus purpuratus (purple sea urchin)
Lineage: Eukaryota; Metazoa; Echinodermata; Echinoidea; Camarodonta; Strongylocentrotidae
Gene: tmem33
Product: transmembrane protein 33
Exons: 7
Coding region: 56-922 (288 amino acids)
Biological process (GO): membrane organization; endoplasmic reticulum tubular network organization
Cellular component (GO): membrane; endoplasmic reticulum
Source: RefSeq, a predicted model, not a curated record